AUGACUACAUCAAGUCGCUCAGCCGGUAAGCGGUUGCCUAUCAGUUGUCAAGCUUGUCGAACCAGAAAGAUACGCUGCUCUCGUGAUGGACGCCCUUGCCAGACCUGUGUUCGCCGAGGAUUAGGCCCCGAGGACUGUUUUUACUUGGGACAACCUAGAAUGGCAUCUGCGCAUGCUUUGGCGCCACAGACACCCGGUCAGAAUGAAUUAUUUACACGGAUCCGCAACCUCGAGGAGCAGCUUCAAAGACAGGCCCAAUUGCAGUCAUGCGAUUCUGUAUCUCCAGAAAACUCUCCUAGUGCGACUAGCAGUCUUUUUGAAUCCGACAAUGCCAUCGACCCAGAGUCGAGAGAGAUAACAAGCCCUUUGCUUAGCAGCGUCGGUACCCUUCAAAGAUUUGCUUCUGGAUACGUUCGCUAUCUGCCGUUGGCAACCCAGUGGGGCCAAAUGAGCCCUACGGCCCCAGGAAGCGAUUCUCUGCCCAAUGUCGAUACGGAGAUACCGGAGGAUAGCGAUGACCUGCAGGUUCCUUUGACAAAAAGCUGUAUCUCUAGACAUGAGCAUCUAGCGAUUCUCCCGCCUCGCCGGUACUGUGAUGCACUGAAGGAUAUAUACUUGCGGGUUUUUUCACCUCUGUUCCACAUUCUUCACGACCUGACCUUCGAGGCUGAAUACCAACAAUUUUGUCACGACCCUAACAGCGUGACGACGGCGUGGAUUGCCCUACUCUUUGCCAUUCUGGCAAUUGCUGUCACUGCCCUGGGGGAUGACGAGCCACUCCUCUCCGACUUGGGCCGUGAGAAAACUGUCAGCCGAAACAUCAAGCUUCUUUCUUCGCGCUAUCGGUCCGCCUCGCUGCGCUGUCUGGCAUCAGACGGCGUCCUCUCUCGCCACUCCAUCAAUUCCCUCCAGUCUCUUCUUCUGAUCAAUUACGCACGGAUUCACCGCGGUCUGCCAACAUGGACUCUGCUAGGCUUCACACACCAUGUAGCCAUCUCUAUGGGCUGUCAUGUGGAUCCGGAUCAAUUUCCCCUGGGACUCAUCGAGCGUGAAGAGCGCAGACGCGCAUGGGCCGGUGUGACGAUGCUCUUUACGGUUCAGAACACAGUAUAUGGUCACUUUCACCAAAGCUCCUCUCUAGGCAUGAACCCCCCCUUAGAAGUCAACGACGUGGACCUACUCACGGGAUCCCUCUCUGCAAAACCAACGCGCCCAACACACAUGACAUACCUUCUACUCGAGUCUCGCCUGAACAGAAUAUUCUCCAUGAUUUGCCGCACCCUCUUCGGCUUCCCAAAGUACAGCCUAUCCCAGCUCGAAUCACAGACCCUCGCUGUUCACGAAAUGUGCGACCAGCGAUACCAGCUCAACACGAACCUCGAACCUCUGCCGACCCACCACGUGGCCAAUCUGAAUAUCCUCUACAGCUCCAUCCACCAACUCCUCUUACUCCUCCUCCGUCCAAGCUUCUGUUGCUACCUCCAGGGAGUCUUCACUCCCGAGACCUGCGCAUCGCGGACCAAAUGCAUCGCCUCCGCCAAAGCGUCUCUGUUGAUCUAUCAGACUCUCGAUGGAUCAUCACAGUUCGCAUCGUAUAAAUGGUACAAUAGUGGUCAGGGAAGCUUCCACGCCUUCCACGCAGCCGUGGUGUUAUCCGUGACCUUGAUGUACCCAGAAAGCCAGUACGAAUUUGUCGAGACAAAAGAGAUGCUCUGGAAGUCGUUGGAUGUCUUUGCAGCUUUGUCCAAUCGCAGCAAUUUCUGCAGUAAAGCCGUUCCUGUCCUUCGUCAGAUAAUUGACACAGCCAGCACCCGAGGCCAACAAGCCAUCCUAGCCAUAGGCCCACACGUCAACCUAGGAAGCUCACCGUCCGAUUACACACAAGCCUACGCCUCUGCGACGACGGACUACAGUAUCACCGAGCCACUCUUUUCUCUCCUUCAGCCUCAGAGCUGGGUCAGUCCUAGCUCCAUCCCCUGGGAUUGCUGGAAGUUCCUUUCCGAACAGGGAUGAGUGUCUCACGGAGGGGUGUGGGUAUGUGUUUACUUGGCUGUUGGAGGAUUGACAGCGCACAUGAUAUGAUUUGAUAUGAUACAGGCCUUUUGUCUGUUGCUGUAGGAGUCAGGUAGCUCCGCAGGCUGGUCUUGUUGUGACUGAAUUAGUGAUUCAUGAUCGAUAUGCCGUCAGAUUCGGAUAAUCAUUGUCUUGAAUCGGGAAUCUUUGAAGGUCGGACAUGGGAACUGCGAUGCCUCUGCAAUCGGGAGUCCAGAGCGCCAACGGCUUAAUGGACCGGACAGGCAUGGAUGCAUCUUCGGGGAAUGGACAACGGCAACAGGACAAAUAGCAUGACUGUCCUGCUAAAUGACAGAACCUCCGGCCAAGCCUGACCGCGUCAGAGGCCACGGUGGGCAAAGUGAUCUCGACAAACAGGAGGUGAAGAAUACUUACUAGUCUUGAUAAAUAUUAAUUAGCUCAUG
Aspergillus heteromorphus CBS 117.55 is the source of this 2477-nucleotide messenger RNA. Its product is annotated as Zn(II)2Cys6 transcription factor. The record is from RefSeq and is a predicted model, not a curated record. The transcript has 3 exons. Gene Ontology annotation, biological process: DNA-templated transcription; regulation of DNA-templated transcription. Gene Ontology annotation, cellular component: nucleus. Bases 1 to 2013 code for a protein of 670 amino acids. Gene Ontology annotation, molecular function: DNA-binding transcription factor activity, RNA polymerase II-specific; zinc ion binding; DNA binding. NCBI's taxonomy places the organism in Eukaryota, Fungi, Ascomycota, Eurotiomycetes, Eurotiales, Aspergillaceae.